AUGGCCUCGAAUUCGGCAUCCUCACACAGUUUCCAGAAGCUCAAAAUCGAUACCUCGUCCAGUCCCAAGCCCGCACCCUCGUCCUUUGCAUCUAUCCCGCGCGACGACCCGUCGCACGCCGCGCAGGAUGAUGACCACGCGCAAUCGCACCCAAAACCUGUCACUGAGGCGCAGAAGAUAAUUGGCUCUUACUAUUCUUCUAGCAACGGCUAUGCUGUCCCCUAUGAUCUCGCAGUGGGAAGCAGCGGCAGCGAAGAUGGCUUCGGCCUCGCGCAGCCGUUUAGGCACCGCACCACCUCCAUAAGCUUCGACAAUGAGGUGCGCCUCGACAACGGCGACACAGUUGCUCUCGAAGUUCCCGUGCCAAAAUCCAAGUCGCGAUCCUCUUACUCCCACACUCCAGACAGCGGUAGCUACUCUGACCAUGAGUACCUCGAGAUGCCCCUCCCCCAGCGCAGAUCAUUGGCGCAUCGCGUCGGUAUAUCCAGGUACCCACUCCUACAGACGACCGUCGAUAGCCUCGCCGACGACCCGGAGUAUCGCGACCAGGUCUCAUCCUUGACUUCUGACACCACUGCCUCUCCCCCGUUCGAAGAGGCACGAACACCCCUCGAGGCACCUUCCGAAUAUGCAUUGUCGCCUCUCGCUGUCGCUUCGCCUUCUGAAUUCCCGGGGUUUUCGCCGCGCCUCCCUGGUCCGGCGAGGACGAGGAGCUGGAGAGGCGAAACCAGUGAGGAUGGAAGCAUGAAACGAUCAAGCCGCCGGUCUUCGAAUCGCUCGGGUCGCUCUUUAUCAUCCAUGUCGCCCGCUGCGUCGUUCCUCGCCCGCUACAAGCCCUCUGAAGUGCCCAUCAAGCCCAGCGAGCCCGAUGACGAAGGUCAAGGCAUCGGCUAUAGCAGCGAGUACAUCAUUGGAAAGCAAAUCGGCUACGGCGGGUUCAGCAUCGUCAAGGAGGUGACGAGCAUGGAGAAUGGAAAGCCCGUGGUCAAUGCUGUCAAGAUCGUGCGCAAGCAGCAGCAAGAGAAAUCAGAGAUCGAGAACGAGCAGAUUCAGACGCAGUUCGACCAUGAGGUAGAGAUAUGGCGCUUCUUACGACAUCCGUACAUUCUUCCGCUACUUCGGGUCUACACCACCGACUUCGCUACCUUCUGCAUCACCAAGCUGAACAAGGGCGGCACCCUUUUCGAUCUGGUGCGUGACACACGGCGCAAAAAAAAGGCAGGGCUCCCUGAGAACCUGGUGAAGCGCUAUGCGUACCAGCUGGCAUCGGCCAUGCGCUAUCUCCACAAUGAUGUACAGGUUGUGCAUCGGGACAUCAAGCUAGAAAACUGUCUCGUGGACAUGACCGUACCCCAGGCCGAUACCGACGGUGGUGACGUUCUUCUAUGCGAUUUUGGUAUGGCGGACUUCAUCGUCAGCGACCAGCGCGACGGGCCAGAGUCUCAUUCGAUGGGUAGCAACCAGAAUAUUGGGCCUGCCGAAACUAGUACUUCAGUCGCAGGAAGUCUCCAGUACGCGGCUCCCGAGCUGUUCGAUGCGCCAGGUCCCGUCUUCUCACCAGCUGCAGACAUUUGGGCAUUUGGAGUGGUUCUGUAUGCUCUGAUCACUGCUACUCUCCCAUUCAACGAGGGCCUAGACAUCAAGACCACACAAAAGAUCCGCGAAGGCAGAUGGGAUGAGGAGACUGUGCGCAAUGCAGAGUCUCUCAAAGAAGGCGGUGCAGACGAUGCGCUGGCCUUGCUCCGCGGAUGCCUCGAGCUUGACGUCGAGAAGCGCUGGACAAUCCACGAUAUCCUCGAGUGCACAUGGCUGCACGAUCCCAAGCAACGUUUCGAGGACGUUUCCCGGUCUUGGGUGGAACAAGACUAAGUGCUUUGUAUUAUUGUUUUUCCACAGUUGUCUCUGGCGACAAGGGGUUCGGGCAAGUUUCGCGCGUUUGGAUACCCGUUUCGCUGCGUUUAUGAUUUCUCCCAGGUUCGCAUUCUCCUCAUUUGCAUCAUUUCGAUCCGGUCUUUUCCUUGGAUACCCUUUCUGGUCAGUCCAUUCACGACUUUGUCCUUCUACGUUUCUUGCAUGGCGUUUCGCGCUCAAAAAGGAUGGCUCGCGCUCGGGUCUCACGAUGUGUAUAUCACGAUGGUUGCACGCUUGUAUUUUUAUUGGACACGAUGUUCAUGUGGGAAGGUUGUAGCAACAGGUGACAUGCAUUACCUCAAUACGAUUUUGAUCAA
Messenger RNA from Parastagonospora nodorum SN15, 2228 nucleotides. RefSeq lists its product as hypothetical. The coding region runs from base 1 to 1869 and encodes 622 amino acids. Lineage: Eukaryota; Fungi; Ascomycota; Dothideomycetes; Pleosporales; Phaeosphaeriaceae. Gene Ontology annotation, molecular function: ATP binding; tau-protein kinase activity; protein serine/threonine kinase activity. Gene Ontology annotation, cellular component: cytoplasm. The transcript has a single exon. Gene Ontology annotation, biological process: intracellular signal transduction; protein phosphorylation; microtubule cytoskeleton organization. The record is from RefSeq and is a predicted model, not a curated record.